UUAGGCUGUUCCGUUUUGACUCGUUUGCGCUUUGCUCCCUACUUUUUCCAUGGCUAGUAAUCUGAAGUGUUUUUCAUGCGAGGGGGAUGGUCAUUUCGCCAGGGAGUGUCCUUCCAGCCGUGCGAAUCCUCGAGACCCGGUCUCCAAUGGGGCUGCGACUCCUACGCGGACCACGCCGCGCUUCUGGACCCCGCGUCGUAAUACGGAAGACUUGGAAGAAAAAGAGUUCAUCCGGACUCUCCUUCAGGAGCGCAAGCAGCAGGAAGCACUCAAGAAGGAGAUGGAGGAUCGUCAACAUAUCCAGGAGCGGCUUAAGGUGGAAACGGCACGACAUGGUGAAGCUACGAAAGCCGAGUUGCUGGCUCUACUCGGUCGACAGUUUAUCGUGAACCGUGACGAAGCUAGGCGAGAGGAAAUCCGUUUGACACGUACGCCGCCCUCAUCCCGAAGAAGGGAGGUAAGAGAUGAUGACGUUGGUGAGGUGGAUGACAUUGAUGACGAAAUCAGACGACUGUACACUCUUCGGGAGAAAUGGAGGCGGGGUAAGACACCUCUGUUAGGGGGUGUGGCUUUUCGACAGCCAACCUUCAAUAUGGAUGGGUCUGUGGCGGACGAUGCUCGCACUCGUGCAGAGUGCUCCAGGCAGGCGGAAGAUAGGAGGAGGAAGGUACCGGCUGGUGGGGGACCGGAUGGUUUACUGAGACAAGCUCAUGUCGUUGCGGAGCGCUAUGUGCGUAUUAUAGUCUCACCUGGGGAUUGUUGGGCUGACAAGUGGUCGACAAUCCGAAGGGUCUUUGGUACUUCGCCUGUCUCUCUGGGUAACCGCUAUUCCUGUCUUUGUGAUGUCCGCCGGCCUUUGGAGGCGGGUGGUGACUUUCUCAUCGGUCCGUUGAUGAUAACACCUAACGGUAGGACUAUCCAGAAGGGCGAACUUCGACUUUUGCUCCAGCAGCUGUGGAGACGGAGGGGCUUGGGAAAGAGGUCCGUGGAUAGUUUGGUUCGUCUAUUCAAAGCAGCAAGGGCCUUCUCCGGUAAAGAUACCCGAGCGACUUUAAAGGCAGUCGUAGAUCUUGCGAUUAAGAGAAAGAUUGGUUUCGAUGUCCGUAGAAAAAUUGUGGUACGUGUCGUGUUUGAUCAUCGGCUGCAGUCCAGAUUUAUUUUGGACCUGGUGGUUCGGAUAAUAGAUGAUUCUGCUUUUCCAUUUUCCGUUCCUGAACUGGUCAAGAGAUGCAUACGCCUUGUAUGGAAAAAGAAUAAGAAGAUAGGGGAGUUGAUCUGGACGCAGAACCGGUUUGUGCAUGGGGAUGCGCCGGUAGAAUGUGCAUGUGAGGAUGAAAUUGGAUGGAGAAGGCAUGGGCUGCAUGUGAUGACUCGGAUUGAUGACAUUCUCUCUCUGCUGGAGCUUUUCCGGAAGUCACGGAACAUUCCUCUGUCUGAUCAUUAUAUGGGGAUCACUGGUCUGGGAAAGGAGUUGGUCGCGGUUUGCAGGAUACUUCGGUCUUCUUUUGUAAUUGACCCUAUUCUGUUGCGAGGAUGUUGGUCUGAUGAGCGGCCUAAGGAUCCUUGGUUGAACUCGUACAUGAGACCUUGGAUUGUGCGUUUGCGAUGGUUUGUUUGUGUCUCGAUUGAUCGGAACUUUGCUGAUACUUUGGUUAUUUGUGUAGUGUUGUAUCGACAUUUCUUGCGGAUUGCUUUUGAUUUUAAUCCCUCCUUUCAACCGACGGAAGAAUCCGAGGAUGAAAUCCUGAAGCAGAUGAAGGAGCUGUUCUGCGGUCAUGGGCUGAAAAGGUUGGGGAAAUGGGAUCCCAAGGGGUGUUUUGGUAAGGCUUAUGUCUUACCUAAGCAUAAAGAUCUCCUUAGAUGGUGUCCUAUCUCCCCGACUUUUACGGAGCCAACACGUCUGGCCUCCUCUCGGGUAGCUAGGGCGUUGAAUUGCUUGCUCUUUGCCUUGCCUCGGGAUUCGAACUUCAAUCUUAAGUCCGUUGAUUUGGUCACCUUUGGGCUACGCAAGAUGAAUGACAAACUUAGGCGCUAUCCGGACAUACUUCACGUUAUGUCGGCCUCCUUUGAUGUCAAGGACAUGUUUGUGUCUUUGCCUCAAGAGGAGAUUCGCGAUGCAGUCGCUUGGUUGCUACUUUUUUUUCGGAAAAAGGGAUAUAUGGGCGUUAACCUUGCUCGACGGGGGAAGGCAGCCUAUUCGUCAUUUGGUUCUCAUCGGCCUACUGUGUUCGAAUCUCUCUGCGAGAAAUUCAUGACAUGGUUGGUAUUGAUUUGAGUUUCACCUACAUUUGGUAUGAACAGAGAUUUUUGAAACAGAUUAUUGGGGUCCCGAUGGGGAUCUAGACUCUCUUUCGCGCUAGGUUCUGCUGCUUUUCUUCGGGAGUAUGGAUACUGGAGGCUUUGUUUGCCGAGAUCUCAUGGGUUCACCGUC
Messenger RNA from Chara braunii, 2431 nucleotides. The record is from the annotation of a GenBank genome assembly. Lineage: Eukaryota; Viridiplantae; Streptophyta; Charophyceae; Charales; Characeae.